Molecule: messenger RNA, 3066 nt
Organism: Prunus mume (Japanese apricot)
Lineage: Eukaryota; Viridiplantae; Streptophyta; Magnoliopsida; Rosales; Rosaceae
Product: Riboflavin synthase-like superfamily protein
Cellular component (GO): plasma membrane
Molecular function (GO): NAD(P)H oxidase H2O2-forming activity; peroxidase activity
Source: RefSeq, a predicted model, not a curated record
UGAGAGAGACGAUUCGGUUGCGAACUUGCGAGGCGCAUGUCUUGUUUUUGGCUCUACACACCCACCGCUCUUUAACCCCAAACACAAACAAAACGCAAACCUCAACGCUACUGAUCAUUUUAAUUACAUACCAAAAUAAAUGACGACUGCGACGGUGACGGCGUCGUUUAGUCCAAAGCGGUCGAGUAACGGCCACCGGUUUGAACAGCCGGAGGAAACGACGUCGUCCCUUGGCGGCGCAAUGCUGCCUAAGUUUCUCAGCGACCUCAGCCAGGACUUGGUCGAAGUGACUUUAGAGCUCAACGACGACAACGACGAGAUUGUCUUGUGCAGCGUCGCUCCGGCGGCCGACGACGUGUCGGCGGCAGACGGGAUUCUGCCGCGGAGCAUGUCGGCGACGUCGAGGAGAAUUCGGCGGACGUUCGGGUGGCUGAGAUCGGCGUCUUCGAGGACCACGGAGUCAAAUUCCGAGCCGGUGGAGUUCGCUCUCUCUGCUCGCGAGGCUCGCCGGCUCAAAGCCAAGCUUCAACGGACGAGAUCGAGCGCGCGGCGAGCUCUCGACGGGCUAAGAUUCAUCAGCAGGACGACUGUCGGCGCAAAUGGAGCCGAGGAGCAGUGGAAGCAAGUGGAGGCGAGGUUCGAGUCGCUCGCCGACGACGGCUUGCUAGCUAGACCAGACUUCGGUGAAUGUAUAGGGAUGGUGGACUCGGAGGAGUUUGCGGUGGGGAUAUUUGACGCAUUGGCGAGGAGGAGGGGACAGAACAUCACCAAAAUUACGAAAGAGGAGCUUCGCGAGUUUUGGUUGCAAAUUUCAGACAGCAGCUUUGAUGCGCGCCUUCAAAUUUUCUUUGACAUGGCCGAUAGCAAUGAAGAUGGAAGAAUCACAAGGGGAGGAGUGCAAGAGCUUAUAAUGCUCAGUGCUUCUGCAAACAAGCUAUCUAAGCUCAAAGAACAAGCUGAAGAAUAUGCUUCGUUAAUAAUGGAAGAACUCGAUCCUGAAAACCUCGGUUACAUUGAGUUAUGGCAACUGGAAGCACUGCUUCUACAAAGAGACGUCUACAUAAACUACAGCAGGCCACUGAGCACAGCAAGUGUGGCUUGGAGCCAGAACCUGAGCUCCUUUAUGCCCAGGAACCUGUUUCGUAGACUGAGCCGUUCGCUUCAGUGUUUCAUGCUGGAGAAUUGGCAGAGGGGUUGGAUUAUACUGUUGUGGGUUAUUGCCAUGGCCUCUCUCUUUGCAUGGAAAUUCGACCAGUACAGAAAAAACAGGGCAGCAUUUCAGGUCAUGCGCUAUUGCUUGCCUGUGGCCAAAGGGGCUGCAGAGACUCUCAAGCUCAACAUGGCUCUCAUCCUCCUACCGGUCUGUCGAAACACGCUGACGUGGCUCCGGUCCACCAGGGCUAGGUCCUUCAUCCCAUUUGAUGACAACAUUAACUUCCACAAGAUUAUUGCAUUUGCUAUAGCCGUUGGGAUAAUCGUUCAUGCCGGGAACCAUCUGACAUGCGAUUUUCCUCGCCUGGUAAACUCAUCUCCAGAAAAAUUUGCCCCACUUUCCUCUGAUUUCCAUGGCACAAAACCAACCUACAAAUUCCUGCUCACUGGAGCUGAAGGCGUGACUGGAAUUUUAAUGGUGAUUUUAAUAGCCAUCUCAUUCACACUAGCAGCACGUCGGUUUCGAAGGAACAUGGUGAGGCUUCCUGCGCCCUUCAACAAGUUGACUGGAUUUAAUGCGUUCUGGUAUUCUCAUCAUCUGCUAGGUCUGGUCUACGUUUUGCUCCUCAUCCAUGGAAGCUGCUUGUAUUUGGCCCACAAGUGGUACGAGAAAACGACAUGGAUGUACAUCUCUGUUCCAUUGUUGCUCUAUAUAGCAGAACGCAGUGUGCGAACAUGCAGAUCACAGCAUUAUUCAGUUAAGAUACUAAAGGUUUCGGUCCUACCAGGAAAUGUCAUUAGCUUAAUCAUGUCCAAACCGCCUGGGUUUAAGUACAAAAGUGGACAAUACAUAUUUCUACAAUGCCCAACAAUCUCCCCAUUUGAAUGGCACCCAUUUUCCAUUACCUCAGCACCAGGAGAUGAUCACCUCAGUGUUCACAUCCGAACAGUAGGCGACUGGACUCAAGAAUUGAAGCGAGUCAUUGCUGAGGGAGAUGAUUCAACAUCUGUUGAUCAUCAAGCGAGACUUGUUCAUAUAGGAAAUCUGGAUCAGAGAGGCCAACCCAGAUUGUUUGUAGACGGUCCAUAUGGGGCACCAGCACAGGAAUACCGGAACUAUGACGUCUUGCUCCUCGUCGGACUUGGGAUUGGAGCUACCCCUUUUAUAAGCAUCCUUCGAGAUCUACUUAACAGCACGAAAACAGCAGAAGAACAAAUGGAUUCAAAUACAGAAACUAGUAGAUCAGAAGACAGCCAGAACAGUUUUACAUCUUCAAGUUUGACACCCGGGGACAAGAAGAAAUCACAGAGGACUACAAAUGCUCACUUCUAUUGGGUUACCAGAGAGCCUGGCUCUUUUGAGUGGUUUAAAGGAGUCAUGGAUGAGGUUGCAGAAAUGGAUCAGAAAGGUCAGAUUGAACUGCACAACUACCUUACGAGUGUCUACGAAGAGGGUGACGCAAGGUCAACUCUAAUCACAAUGGUCCAAGCUCUCAACCAUGCCAAACAUGGUGUCGACAUCCUAUCUGGCACCCGAGUAAGAACUCACUUCGCAAGACCAAAUUGGAAAGAAGUGUUUACCAAGAUAGCUUCCAAGCAUCCAUAUUCUACAGUAGGGGUAUUCUACUGUGGGAUGCCAAUGUUGGCAAAGGAGCUGAAGGUGCUAUCACACGAGCUCAGUCACAAGACAUCCACACGUUUUGAGUUCCACAAGGAGUAUUUUUAAAACUAGAGAACCAUCAUCAAAAGAACAAGCAGCCAUUCUUUUCUACUCAUUUUGAUUAUCGAUAGAGGAAAAUAAUUAUAUCUGUAUAAUGAUCGUAGCUCAGAAAGAUGUAAAUGCAAUUGUUUGUCAUAUACGUAGAAAUAUCAUCCAAUAUAAUACAAAGUUCCAAAAAAAAUGAAAACUUUUCU